GUAGGCGCGCGCCAGGGCGCCGCGGGGCUGGAGAGGUCCGAGGGGCGCGCUCCCUUCGGCCACUCGGCCGCCGGGCUUGUGCCUUAUUUUAUUCCGUUUGUUCCCUUCCUGCUGCGGCAGCCGUCGCCACCGCCGGUUGGGGGUCGGCUAGAAGGGGAGCCCCGGCUGUCAGCUUGGGCGCAGCUGCCUCCCCAACCCUUCCGCUCCAGGGCACGGUCGGGGUGAGAGGUGGGGGGCAGAGCGGUCUGCGGAGGCUGAAGGCGCGAGCGGAGGGUCGGGGAACCAGAGGCUUUAUACCACCAGGGGCCAGCGGAGGAGCCGGGAGCCGUCCUCUCAGUUGGCCCAGGACACCCACCCAGCCCCGCCACGCAGAGCCAGGAAGGAAAGAGAGCCUCAUGCCUAAGCCGAGGGGAGCACCAUGGAUCUGACAAAGAUGGGCAUGAUCCAGCUGCAGAACCCCAGCCACCCCACGGGGCUCCUGUGCAAGGCCAACCAGAUGCGGCUGGCCGGGACGCUGUGCGAUGUGGUCAUCAUGGUGGACAGCCAGGAGUUCCAUGCCCACCGGACCGUGCUGGCCUGCACCAGCAAGAUGUUUGAGAUCCUCUUCCACCGCAACAGCCAGCACUAUACUCUGGACUUCCUCUCGCCAAAGACCUUCCAGCAGAUUCUGGAGUAUGCAUACACGGCCACGCUGCAAGCCAAGGCGGAGGACCUGGAUGACCUGCUCUAUGCAGCUGAGAUCUUAGAGAUAGAGUACCUGGAGGAGCAGUGCCUGAAGAUCCUGGAGACCAUCCAGGCCUCAGAUGACAACGACACGGAGGCCACCAUGGCAGAUGGCGCGGCCGAGGAGGAAGAGGACCGCAAAGCUCGGUGCCUCAAGAACAUCUUCAUCUCGAAGCAUUCCAGCGAGGAGAGUGGGUAUACCAGUGUGGCUGCACAGAGCCUCCCUGGACCCAUGGUGGACCAGAGCCCUUCCGUCUCCACCUCAUUCGGUCACUCGGCCAUGAGUCCCACCAAGGCUGCGGUGGACAGUUUGAUGACCAUAGGACAGUCUCUCCUCCAGGGAACUCUUCAGCCUCCUGCGGGGCCUGAGGAGCCCACUCUGGCUGGAGGCGGGAGGCACGCUGGGGUGGCGGAGGUGAAGACGGAGAUGAUGCAGGUGGACGAGGUGCCCAGCCAGGACAGCCCUGGGGCCACCGAGUCCAGCAUGGCAGGCGCUGUGGGGGACAAAGUUGAGGAGAGGGGCAAAGAGGGGCCCGGGACCCCGACUCGGAGCAGCGUCAUCACUAGUGCUCGGGAGCUGCAUUACGGGCGUGAGGAGAGCGCGGAGCAGCUGCCGCCUCCAGCCGAGGCUGGCCAGGGCCCCCCGGGCCGACCCGAGCACCCUGCGCCCCCAGCUGAGAAACACCUGGGCAUCUACUCUGUGUUGCCCAACCACAAGGCUGACGCCGUGUUGAGCAUGCCAUCUUCUGUGACUUCGGGCCUCCACGUGCAGCCUGCCCUGGCCGUGUCCAUGGACUUCAGCACCUAUGGGGGGCUGCUGCCCCAGGGCUUCAUCCAGAGGGAGCUGUUCAACAAGCUGGGGGAGCUGGCUGUGGGCAUGAAGUCCGAGAGCCGGACCAUCGGGGAGCAGUGCAGCGUGUGUGGGGUGGAGCUUCCCGACAACGAGGCCGUGGAGCAGCACAGGUAGGGCCCACUUGGGUCCCGUACCCCGCACCCUGCACCCCAGCCCUGGCCCUCUGGCUCGGACACCCUGCCUUCAUACCCAGCUACCCCCGUGCCAUGGGGCCUGUCUCCCCUGUUUUCCCUGCUCUUUGUAAAGAAACCCCCACUUUUUCUAAGUCCUGGGUGGGUUGGGGGACAUACCCUUCAUAUGUGGCAAGAGGGCCUGGGGUCUUUCCUGAGCAUUGGGGAACUCACGGGCCCAGCUUCUAACCAGGCUCUUCUCUCUUUUUUUGCUUUUGGGCUCCCAUUUGGUUUUCUGCUGUUGGGUCUGGUCGCCUUUACCUGGAGUGACUGGGAGGGAGAAGAGGAAGUGGGAUUGGGAAGAGGGUCUCCCAUGGCCUGGCCGUGGCCAUGUGGCCGGGUUUCAGGGACACAGGUGCCCAGGUCCCUGGGGAGUGCUCCCCCCCAAGGCAGGCGGUGUGCAGCUCCGGAGCAAGGCAGGGGCUGGUGCUGCUUCAGCCGUGGCCGUGUGAGCAGCUGCGGGUUCCACGCGUCAUUCCUGGUGAACGUUGAUCACCAGGAAUGUUGCUUCCUCCCCCUCCUCGUUCUCUGCCCCUGCGAACACAUUUAGAGGGAGUUGAUUUACAUUCAAGGGGGAAGACGGGUAUGAGAGUCUGGAUUUUGCAGUCUGCAGUCUUAUUCUUAACCCAUCCUAUUCACGUUGAAUUAAAUGCGACUAGGGGCCAGCACUGCUCCCCUCUGGCUUCUGUUUCUCUGUGACACGACCAUUCACUGAGCUUCUAUGGCAGGCCUGGUUCAAUUCUAAGUGCUUUACACGGAGUCAUAUUUUUGUUACAACAGUCCUCUGGGGUUGGGUGUUCUUCUUUCAUGUAGGAAGAUGCUAAGACCCUUUCCUGGGGUCACAUAGAUAGUAAGAGACCGGGUUGGAUUCAAAUUCAGGUC
This is a messenger RNA of Ailuropoda melanoleuca (giant panda), 2628 nucleotides long. Its product is annotated as zinc finger and BTB domain-containing protein 16. The transcript has 2 exons. Gene Ontology annotation, molecular function: protein binding; DNA-binding transcription factor activity, RNA polymerase II-specific; RNA polymerase II cis-regulatory region sequence-specific DNA binding. Bases 419 to 1690 code for a protein of 423 amino acids. Lineage: Eukaryota; Metazoa; Chordata; Mammalia; Carnivora; Ursidae. Gene Ontology annotation, biological process: regulation of transcription by RNA polymerase II. The record is from RefSeq and is a predicted model, not a curated record.